Peromyscus leucopus (white-footed mouse) is the source of this 1172-nucleotide messenger RNA. It is a transcript of the gene Ube2s, whose product is annotated as ubiquitin conjugating enzyme E2 S. The record is from RefSeq and is a predicted model, not a curated record. The coding region runs from base 366 to 1025 and encodes 219 amino acids. The transcript is spliced from 4 exons. Lineage: Eukaryota; Metazoa; Chordata; Mammalia; Rodentia; Cricetidae.
UCACUGGAGAGACUGACCCAUAAACUCGGCGGGAACUUGUGGCCCCGUGCGGGGAGGAGCGCGUCGACCGUCCAUCAACGUGCGCGCUGACGUACGCGGCCGGAGCGCGCCCCCGGAGGGGGCGGGGCCUGCGAGGGGCUAUAAAAGCGCCGUGCUGCGCGCGCGGCCGGCUCAGUGCGGCCGGGCAGGCGUAACGUCGCAGGCGUUUUUUUGUAGCGGUUGUCGGAGCAGGUCGGGAGCGGAGCGGGGCCUCGAGGGGCCUCGCUAGGGCCAUAGCGGCCGGCAGUUGGGCCCCCCGCCCCGGCCGGCGAUCCGAGGAGUGCAGGAAGGGGGCCGGGGGGACCCGCCCCCGGUCGGCCGGAGCCAUGAACUCCAACGUGGAGAAUCUGCCUCCGCACAUCAUCCGCCUAGUGUACAAGGAGGUGACCACACUCACAGCGGACCCACCUGACGGCAUUAAAGUCUUCCCCAAUGAGGAGGAUCUCACGGACCUGCAGGUCACCAUCGAGGGCCCCGAGGGGACCCCCUAUGCUGGAGGUCUGUUCCGCAUGAAGCUCCUGCUGGGCAAGGACUUCCCUGCCUCCCCACCCAAGGGCUACUUCCUGACUAAGAUCUUCCACCCAAAUGUGGGUGCCAAUGGUGAGAUCUGUGUCAACGUACUCAAGAGGGACUGGACGGCUGAGUUGGGCAUCCGACAUGUGCUGCUGACCAUCAAGUGCCUGCUGAUCCACCCUAACCCAGAGUCUGCACUCAACGAGGAAGCAGGCCGCCUGCUUUUGGAGAACUAUGAAGAGUAUGCUGCCCGGGCCCGUCUGCUCACAGAAAUCCAUGGGGGUGCAGGUAGCACCAGCAGUGGCAGGGGUGAGGCUGCCCGGGACCUGGCAAGUGGGGCCACAGCCUCCACUGACCCUAUGGCCCCAGGAGGAGCUGAGGGUCCCAUGGCCAAGAAGCAUGCAGGCGAGCGCGAGAAGAAGCUGGCAGCCAAGAAGAAGCUGGACAAGAAACGGGCACUGAGGCGACUGUAGUGGGCUCUUCCUUCCUUCCUCCUGUUCUGUCCCCUCCCACUCUGUCUCUAAGUUAUUUAAAUUAUGGCUGGGGUGGGGGAGGGAUGGGGGGCACCAGAACCUGGAUUUGGUUUUCUAAAUAAAAGUUGGAAAAGCAAUUUCUGUGCA